Theobroma umbraticum is the source of this 850-nucleotide messenger RNA. The record is from RefSeq and is a predicted model, not a curated record. Lineage: Eukaryota; Viridiplantae; Streptophyta; Magnoliopsida; Malvales; Malvaceae.
UGGAGUCAGAAGAUGUAAGACCGAAGAGGUGGAGUUUGAUAAUUUGAAUGAAUCAAGGCAAAUUAAUUCGAACAUAAAAGAACUACGCAGAUCUCACAGAUUACUGCCUAGCAAGAGUCACCUGAUGAAUCAGAAUGCUAAGAGUAUACAUGAUCAGGUUCUAUCUCUUCAACUUCGAGACCUCAAGCAACAGUUUGAUGGGAAGAAACUUAAGAUAACUAUACAAAGGGCUAAUCCGCAGAGCUUAGAAGUGAUGCACAAAGGCAAUGAAGCAAAUGAAAAAACUGAAUCUGGUAAACAAGAUCAGCAGGGGUCAAUACAAGAUGAAGAAACUGAAAUAUAUGUUAGUAGGAUGUUUUUUAGUAUUUCUUCAACAUCCCGUGAUAGAGAGAGGGCAAUCAGGGCUGUGGAAGUGAUCAAGCCUAUGACUCCUUGUUUCAUGAUUAUCUUGCGGCGCUGUCACUUUAAUUCCUCUUCUAUGCCUGUUCCAGCUGGGUUUGCUACUGAGUGGGGUUACAGAUCAUAUCAGAGUUGAGGAUUCUGAUGGAAGAGAGUGGUUUAUUGAACUCCGAAGGCAGAACAAUUGUACCCUUAUGUUAAGAAAGGGAUGCCAUGGAUUUUGGAGAGAUAAUAAUUUGAAGGAAGGAGACGUCUGCUUCUUUGAGUUGAGAGAUAAGAAGGCUGCUGUUCACAAAAUAUCAAUUUUUCGUGCAGAUUCAAAUUAAGUAAAUUCGCUUGCCUCUUGAUAUGGAAGAGGUGGCAACUAUUACAAGAUCAAAUUUGGAGUCCUCUAGUUUUUCUCUUCUUUUUGUGAAAAAUUUAUGUCCAUGUUAAUGUCAAUGAAGCAAUA